AUGAGAGCAAGAGCCAGCUCAUCGAGCCCGACGACGCUUCCGCGACUCCCGGUACCUGACCUUCGUCAGACGUUGCAGAAAUACCUGGUCUCUCUUGAGCCGUUCAUGCUAGAGGAUCAAGCUAACGGCGGGUUGCCCCGCGAAGACAGCUACAACCAUAGAGUAAAACUUGUGGAGGAUUUCGAGCGUGGUCUGGGCAGGAUUUGUCAGGACCGCCUUCACGCACUCGACAGGUCAUCACCGAAUAACUGGCUAGAUGACAAUUUCUGGAUGAAAAAGGCGUAUCACGAAUCGCGCGCGCCUCUGCUCGUCAAUUCCAACUGGUGGCUGGCGUUCCACAAUGAUCCCGCCAUACCCGACGACGUCAUCCUUGGACGGCCCUCUUCCGCCAACGGUGGUAUUACUGACUGGCAGGUUCGACGGGCAGCAUGGCUUGUUAGCCGCGUAUUGGACUGGAAAAGCCGCCUGGAUAGGCAAGACAUGUAUCCUGAUACGACAAGGGCAGGGAUCUGGCUGCGAAACACUACGGCAAAAAUAUUCAGUAUUUCCCGUGUGCCCCAAACGCGCUGUGAUACGCUGUCCCCUUUACCUGCGCCAACUGAUUCCGACGCGCGCAAACUCCUCGUUCUCGUACAUGACUGGUUCUAUGCUGUGGAGGUUGUCGAUGACGAUUCCCGCUUUCUUUCGUCCGACGAGCUCGAGCGCAGACUUUCUGCCGUCGUUGCAGACGUAGUUGCACGUCUCGAGAACGGUGAACAUGCGGUUCCAGUAUGCGUGUUAAGCGCAGACGACAGAGAUCGAUGGACGGAGAACCUCGGUCAUCUAUUAUCUCUCUCUCCACAAAAUCAUGCCAUACUGCGCACCAUUCACCACUCUCUUUUCGCACUCAGUCUCGAUCAUUACACAUAUGCCCUGCCUGCAGGCGGCGUAACAGACGACGCCCUUCCCACACCCUGCACCGUUCCUGAAGUCACCGCCCACCUUCAUAAUGUACGCUCGGGACAUGCAGCACGCCCCGCACAUAACCGCUGGUACGACAAGCCGUUCACUCUCAUUGUCGAAUCGAACACGCGUGCAGGAGCAAUCGGCGAGCACUCGCCUUGCGAUGCGCUUGUGCCAAGCAUCGUCGCUGAAUACGCAGUCGUACAAAGUAUCGAACAGGAUGCGUUCGGGCCUUUCCCGGGUGUGACUCCGCAUCAAGUGCAAGGUUGGGAGCGCCUGGAUUGGGUGGUUGAUGAGCACGUCGAGCGGGAGUGUAUUACCGCGGAGGCGAGAGCGAAAGCAAUCGUCGAGGACUCCGAUGAUGGCAUCUUAUGGUUCGAUGCUUAUGGCACGGACUGGAUAAAAAACACAGCACGCCUUUCGCCCGACUCAUACAUUCAGAUGGCGCUCCAGCUGGCGUGGUACAGAACGCGCGGCUGCUUCACUGCGACCUACGAGACAGCGUUGACGCGGCUAUUCAAAAACGGACGUACUGAGACAAUUCGCACGUUCACCACUGACAGUCGCGCGUUCGUUCUCGCAAUGGUCGAUCCGCAAAGUUCGUCCGGAGCGCGACAGUCGUUGCUGCAGCGUGCAGUGCAAACGCACACUAACCUGACGCGUCAAGCCGCGACGGGCCGAGGGAUUGACCGGCACCUGCUUGGACUACAGAUGAUGAUGCUUCCGGGCGAGCGGCAUGAAUUGUUCGAGGAUGAGAUGUUCGCGCGCAGUCAGACAUGGAAGCUAAGUACGAGUGGCUUGAGUGCUGGAUGUCAAUUUCGUGGAACUGGAUUUGGUGCUUCCUAUCAUGAUGGUUAUGGAAUUAACUAUCUUGCUGGUUCUGAUACCAUCAAGUUUGGCAUUGAGUCCAAACAUUCUCACCCUGAAACCUCAACUGAAUGUCUCAGAAAUGCCAUUGCUCAUGCAUUGAUGGACAUGUAUCAGUUGCAUGGCCCUUCUGAACUAUCUCACUUGUAG
Messenger RNA from Postia placenta MAD-698-R-SB12, 1959 nucleotides. RefSeq lists its product as hypothetical. NCBI's taxonomy places the organism in Eukaryota, Fungi, Basidiomycota, Agaricomycetes, Polyporales, Adustoporiaceae. The record is from RefSeq and is a predicted model, not a curated record. Bases 1 to 1959 code for a protein of 652 amino acids. Gene Ontology annotation, molecular function: acyltransferase activity. The transcript is spliced from 9 exons.